Bufo gargarizans (Asiatic toad) is the source of this 1860-nucleotide messenger RNA. It is a transcript of the gene TESPA1, whose product is annotated as thymocyte expressed, positive selection associated 1. Lineage: Eukaryota; Metazoa; Chordata; Amphibia; Anura; Bufonidae. Bases 848 to 1225 code for a protein of 125 amino acids. Gene Ontology annotation, molecular function: signaling receptor binding. The transcript is spliced from 3 exons. The record is from RefSeq and is a predicted model, not a curated record.
CAUUGACGAGCAGCAUUUUAUCCCGACAAUCGCCUGCUCGUCAAUGAAGGAGACCACUGCAUUUACAUGCAAGGAUCUCCUCCACAGUACUGGGAGGAAUGAUCACUAAUGCCAUGACUUGUCUCCAUACAGAAUCAUUGUUUGCCCGCAGCAGAAGCUGUACAGACGACACGUUCGGUUCCCGGCAAACAAUGAUUUAGGUGACUGCAUGAAAGAUCUAAUUACCCGAUGAAUGAGCGUUUUGCUCAUUCCUCUGGUAAUUUGGUGGCACCUUUACAACAGCAGAUUAUCGCUAAUAAGCAUUCGUACGAGCACUCAUUAGCAAUAAUCUGCCCCAACAUCGGGUAGUAUAGAGAGACCUUAAAGAGGUUUUUCCAUUUUGGACAUUGGGGGCAAAUUGCUAGGAAAUACCCCAAAUGUCUGAUAGGUGACGGUCCUAGAGCUGUGACCUGCAUCUAUUCUUAGAAUGGAGCCCUCAAAGUGCGUCCUCUAUUCAUUCCUAUGAAAGUGCAGAAAAUAGCUGUGCGCUGGCUUGUCCAUAAGCCCCAUAAAAGUGAAUGGAGCGGUGGCAGCGCUUGCGCUGUGUGCUUCCCAUUUAUUUCAAUAGAACUUCUGAAAAUAUCCGAGGUCUGAGAGGUCUAAUACAAUAUUCUGUAUAGUGCAGGAUUGUAAGAGUGGAAGGCAUGAUGAUAGCUACAGACGGAGAAGUAAAAAGAAAGAUGUGAGGUUUUGCAGAGAGUAAUGUUCCUGCGAAGCUCAUACAGAACAUAAUAAUAUCCAUUGAACAUUGAUUGACUAUUAUAUUAUUCUUUACAGUGUGGUGGUAGACCUACCAAAUCUCAAGACCAUGAACCUGGGUAAUAGUAUGACCUCCAGCACAACCACUAAAACCAGUUCCAGCAUUUCGGAAGUCCUCACCCAGUGUCAGGCAGAUGCAGAAACUAUCCUCUAUAACCUGGGAUUUGCCAGUGAGAAAACCUGUUCUAUGUAUAAAAUCCCUUCCAGGUUUUUCCUCAUCCCUUCUAAAGCAGAAGGCAUCGAUUUCACUAUAUACUUUGAAUCCCUUUUGAACAGAAUAAAGAGAGGAGACUCCAGCUACAUACCGGCAGAUAAAGGAUUACUGUAUCACACACUAUAUCCACUUCAUAAUUCAUACCCUUACAUAAGAACGCCAGAGAAAAAGAAAACCAACCAAGGACACAGGAGACACUUAUCUUUUACCUGAGUAUGUGUGAAGUGAAAGAACGUCCUUCCUACUGAGAACAAGAGUCCAGGAUCCAAACAGAUUUUCUGAUGGACCAAGCACUACAGCGUCACAGAGUGUACACGUGGAUUGCAAAAGACCAUUUGAUCUGCCGACUACCUAGAAACACUGCAGGAAGCCAUAGACAUAUACUAUUUCUUUGUACGAAAUAUAUUCUAGAAAAGAAUGAAAGGUCCCAUGUAGUGAUAGGUGGAGAAGAGUACAGCAGAGAAGCAGCGCGGACAUGAUCCUUGGAUUUCACUGUGGAUAAAUGACCCUGUAGCUCUCUCCACCAGCAUAUCUUGACAGCUACAAAUUUGCAGGGCAAGCUGGGAGUCGUGGUUUUCCAACAGCUAUAGAUCAGAGUACGAUAAAUGUAAUAAAAAUACAAAAAUCAAAAGGUAAAAAAAAGAUUCUGUUAUAAACAAAAUUUCCUUCACAUUCUGUGCCUUUCUAUAUAUAUAUAUAUAUCGUAACCGCCAGAGAUUAUGGGUCAAUUCUUGUAUAAAUAUAAUUCAUUGAACCAACUAGAUUAUUAUCAUGUCAAACAGCAAGUUUUUGUUUGUUUUUUAUCACCAAACAUUUCAUUGGUAGCAUUACAAAAUCAAACUUUCAAC